Messenger RNA from Ruditapes philippinarum (Manila clam), 837 nucleotides. RefSeq names its product protein sidekick-1-like. Gene Ontology annotation, molecular function: protein binding. The transcript has 3 exons. NCBI's taxonomy places the organism in Eukaryota, Metazoa, Mollusca, Bivalvia, Venerida, Veneridae. The record is from RefSeq and is a predicted model, not a curated record. Gene Ontology annotation, biological process: cell-cell adhesion. The coding region runs from base 157 to 837 and encodes 226 amino acids.
UUGGUGUUUUAUCUAUUAUUGCCAUAUCAUAGGCGAACAAUAGAAGAAUAAGUAGCGCAAGAUAAUCAGCAUUUCUAUCAAUUCAUUUUUGAAGGCAAACCGGACACACCAACUAAAUUCAGAAUUGCAAAACAUGGCAUCACAGACAAAAGAAUUAUGGUGGAAUGGAAACCAGGAUAUGACGGCGGUUAUAUUCAAACAUUUUUUGUUUACUACAAGGGAAUAGAGCAUGAAGUCAAGUCAUCACCUACAAAUGGAAGUCCUUAUUCAUUUAAGUGCAAAAAUUUGAAACCUCGUUCUACUUACGAAAUCGUAUUAUGUGCAAAAAACAUAAAAGGGAAUGCAGAUUCUUGUAUUCUAAAAGAUUGUGAAACGAAAGGCAAACCGGACCCACCAACUGAAUUCAGAAUUGCAAACGAUGGCAUCACAGACACAAGUAUUGAAGUGGAAUGGGAACCAGGAUAUGACGGCGGUUAUAGUCAAACAUUUUAUGUUUACUACAACGGAGAAGAGCAUGAAGUAAAGUCAUUACCUACAAAUGGAAGUCCUUAUUCAUUUAAGUGCGAAAAAUUGAAACCUCGUUCUUCUUACGAAAUCGUAUUAAAUGCAAAAAACAUAAAAGGGAAUGCAGAAUCUUGUAUUCUUAAAGGUUGUGAAACAAAAGGCAAACCAGACCCACCAAAGAACUUCAGAAUUGCAAACGAUGGCAUCACAGACACAAUUAUUGAAGUGGAAUGGGAACCAGGAUAUGACGGCGGUUAUGAACAAACAUUUUAUGUUUACUACAACGGAGAAGAGCAUGAAGUCAUAUCACCUUUUAUAAAUGGAAGUUUUUAA